AUGUUGUUUAGAUCUCAGUCCCGUUUGAUGAGGCUUUCGACCAGACUGUCGUUGAAAUUUGAACGGCAGUCGGUCAGAAAUUUUGGUAGUAGUGCGUAUGCGCGCUCCAUUGGAGGCCAAAGACGCAUGCGCAUCUUGGCAGGCGCUAUUGCUUUAGGGACAACGGCUUUUUCGAUUAACUAUUGGGCUGAUGCUUCCAAGAUAAAAAAUAACGAACUCCGGGAUUCCGCGAAAGCACCGGUUAGCCCUUUCGAAGUGGUCAAGCACGACAAAGAAAAUGACUGCUGGGUUGUGAUCAACCAGUAUGUCUACGACUUGACUGAGUUCAUACCCAUGCAUCCGGGCGGUCAAGCUAUCAUCAAAGCUAAUGCGGGCAAAGACGUGUCUGCCAUUUUCGGUCCACUGCAUGCGCCAGACGUCAUUGAGAAAUAUAUUGCUGAAGAAAAACGUAUCGGGCCACUUGAGGGGCACAUGCAACCCAAUCACGUAUGUACACCUUUAACCCCAGGUGAAACGGCAGACGAUGUUGCUAGAAAGGAAGAAUUGCGCGGCAGACUUCCAGAUCUCGACACUCUUCUCAACUUGUAUGACUUCGAGUACUUGGCCUCUCAAAUACUCACAAAACAAGCAUGGGGAUAUUACUCGUCGGCCGCUGAGGAUGAGUUCACGCACCGUGAAAACCAUGCCGCCUAUCAUCGUAUCUUCUUCAAGCCGAGAGUUUUGGUGAAUGUCAAAGAAAUUGACACAACUACCGAAAUGCUCGGCCAUAAGGUCUCUGUUCCAUUUUAUGUUAGUGCUACGGCGCUUGUCAAGCUUGGGAACCCUGAGGAGGGCGAGAAAGAUAUCGCCCGCGGCUGUGGACAGGGUGAGCUGAAAUGUCCUCAGAUGAUUUCUACGUUUGCUUCUUGUUCGCUGAAAGAAAUCAUUGAGGCUGCUCCCUCUAAGGAUCAAGUUCAAUGGCUUCAGCUAUAUGUUAAUACCGAUCGAAAGGCCACUGAGAAAUUGAUUAAAGAAGCCGAAAAUUUGGGCGUAAAAGGAAUCUUUGUGACCGUCGACGCUCCCUCUCUUGGUCGUCGUGAAAAGGACAUGAAGGUCAAAUUCCAGUCGCCAAGCUCCCCUGCUAACUCUAAAAAGCCUCGGACCGGCUCUUCGCAAGGUGCUUCUCGCGCUUUAUCGACUUUUAUCGACCCUUCUCUGAACUGGGAUGACAUUGCUGAAUUAAAACGGAAAACGAAUUUACCAAUUAUAAUAAAGGGGGUGCAGCGUGUGGAGGAUGUGCUCAAAGCCGCAGAAGUGGGUGUUGACGGCGUUGUAUUGUCUAACCACGGCGGCAGACAGCUUGAUUUCGCUCGUCCGCCUUUAGAGAUUCUUGCAGAAACGAUGCCCGCGUUGAAAGAACGCAAUCUCGAAGACAAGUUUGAAAUCUUCAUCGAUGGAGGAGUGCGUCGCGGUACUGACGUGCUGAAAGCCCUCUGUUUGGGCGCUAAGGGUGUUGGUCUGGGGAGACCAGCCCUCUAUGCGAACAGCACGUAUGGCAAAGACGGUGUCCAGAAAAUGAUCGAGAUGCUAACAGAUGAAAUUGAAUAUGACAUGCGACUUUUGGGCGUAACAUCGAUCAAAGACCUGGGACCUGAUCUUAUCGAUGUGACAAGUUUAUCGAACCGAUCUGUAGAGUUCGCCCGCGACAACCUGUACAAUGCCGUUUAUGAAAAACCAGAGCAUGUUGAGUUUAAUCCAGUUCCUGAAUGA
Lachancea mirantina is the source of this 1749-nucleotide messenger RNA. The record is from the annotation of a GenBank genome assembly. Lineage: Eukaryota; Fungi; Ascomycota; Saccharomycetes; Saccharomycetales; Saccharomycetaceae.